AUGAAUGCAAACAAAGCAAGCCGCACAUGCCCAAGAAAUGUUAAAGAAGUUGUUGUGGUUGGUGAAGGAGUGGUUGGUUUCUGGGUAGUGGUUGUUGGUUUUGUAGUAGUGGUUGUUGUUGAUGAAGCUGUACUGGCCGUUGUGGUAGUUGGUGAAGGAGUGGUUGGUUUCUGGGUAGUGGUUGUUGGUUUUGUAGUAGUGGUCGUUGUUGAUGAAGCUGUACUGGCCGUUGUGGUAGUUGGUGAAGGAGUGGUUGAUUUCAGGGUAGUGGUUGUUGGUUUUGUAGUAGUGGUCGUUGUUGAUGAAGCUGUACUGGCCGUU
This is a messenger RNA of Anisakis simplex (herring worm), 321 nucleotides long. The record is from the annotation of a GenBank genome assembly. NCBI's taxonomy places the organism in Eukaryota, Metazoa, Nematoda, Chromadorea, Rhabditida, Anisakidae.